CACACACACACUCUCUCUCUCACACACACACACACUCACUUCCUCCCCUCCUCUCUCCCUCUCCGGUGUCUCGGCGGAUAGAAAGAAGAAGCCCGAGCAGUUUCGCCGCUCAGCUGAAGCGAUGGAGCCUGGGCGGCACAGGCAGCGCUGUUUUUAAACACGGAUCUUCCAGCGACGCCUUGACCCAACCGGGGAACACUUGGGAAGAUUCUUUCCUGACGAUUCCAGCAUCCCCACAAAAGGGUCCACAUCCGUCCAGCUGAGGGGACAUCAGACAUGCUCUGGUCCAACGAGGACUUCCAAGCGACAGAUUACCUGACAGGUCAUGCCUCCACCUGGAAGCGAGUGAUGCAAAGAAGACAGUCGGACUAAAAGGAUGUUUGGUGCCAAGACCAAAAGCACAAACCCAGCAGAGACGAUGCCACGAGUUCACCAUCUGCAAAUCUAAAUGAAUUCAUCCAUGACGAGGCGGCGGCUGAACGUACUCCUACUGCUCUCGAACUGAAACCACAGCGCUGUCGCCUCCGAUCUUCUUCGGACAUGACUCGCAGGGAAACACCGGUUGCCUGCAGGUGGGGGCCGGCGACGAGCGCCCUGCUUUGGUCUGCGACCAUUGUUUUUUUGAGCCGUGUUGGCCAGGUCAGCGCGGACUGCUGGCUAAUCGAGGGCGAAAAGGGCUUUGUGUGGCUUGCCAUCUGCAGCCAAAACCAACCGCCUUAUGAGGCCAUCCCGCAGCACAUCAACAGCACCAUUGUGGACCUUCGCCUGAAUGAGAACAAAAUUAAAAGUAUUCACUACUUAGCUCUCAGUCGCUUUGCCAACUUGACUUACCUGAACCUGACUAAGAAUGAGAUAUCCUACGUGGAGGACGGGGCAUUCUCCGGACAGUUUAACUUACAAGUUCUUCAAAUGGGCUUCAACAAGUUACGGAACCUGACAGAGGGGAUCCUUAGAGGUCUCGGAAAGCUACAGUACCUCUACCUCCAGGCUAACCUGAUCGAGACUGUGACACCCAAUGCCUUUUGGGAAUGCCCCAACAUUGAGAACAUCGACCUGUCCAUGAACCGCAUCCAGCAGCUGGACGGCUCCACGUUCACCAGUCUGACUAAGCUGAGCACUUGCGAGCUCUACACUAACCCUUUCAACUGCUCCUGUGAGUUACUUGGCUUCGUCAAGUGGCUUUCUGUGUUCCCUAACAGAACCAACGAGCGGAUGGUCUGUGACUCCCCGAGUGGCGUUUCUGGUUACAGUCUGCUAAGCCAGAACCCAAACAACCCCACGUAUCGAAAUGCUCUUCACAUGCUCACCACCGUGUGCACAGACGACUACAUCACGCCCUUUUUCCCCCUGCCCCUCGAGCCCUCAACACCCCCACCAGACUUUACCCUCUGUGGGUUAGAGGACUGUCCAUCGGGGACAGAACCAGAAGACAUCAUUCCGAGCAACAUCACUGCAAUCAACAAUGAAGUGGAAGCAAACCCUCUGAUGAAACUGAAGCAGGUGUCGAACACAGGCGCCACCAUCACGGUCCAGAUUCCCAAUCCUUUCAAAAAGAUGUACAUCCUGGUUCAGUACAACAACAGUUUUUUUAUGGACAUCCAACCCUUAAAAGAAAAAAAGGAGGACAUUGACCUGAAGGACCUCAAACCCCACACAAACUACACAUACUGUGUUGCUUCCAUUCGUAACUCACUGAAACACAACCACACUUGCCUGACAAUCACCACCGGUCCCUGGAAGGGCAAGUCGAGGGACUCCAACAACGCGACGGCCACUCAUUACAUCAUGACCAUCCUGGGAUGCCUCUUCAGUAUGGUCAUCUUCCUCGGGGUAGUUUACUACUGCUUGCGACGGAAACGCCAGCAAGACGAAAAGCACAAAAAAGCAGGGACGAUGAAAAAGAACAUAAUGGAGCUUAAGUAUGGACAAGAACUGGAAGGGGGCCCUAUUUCCCGCAUGUCCCAGAAGCAGCUGCUGUCUGGAGAGAGCAUGGCACCACGUAUGCCCUACCUACCCUCUGCAGGCGAAAUGGAGCAGUACAAAUUUCAAGAAAUAAACGAAACUCCCAAAAUGAUGAAGGGAAGUUACAUGGAGGUGAGAAGCCUGGACCACCAUGAACGCAGGGAGUGUGACAUGGGGAUGCCCGGAAACAGCCAGGGCUCCGUCGCAGAGAUUUCUACCAUCGCAAAGGAGGUGGACAAAGUCAACCAGAUCAUUAACAACUGCAUUGACGCUCUGAAGUCGGACUCCACUUCUUAUCAAGGGGUAAGAUCCGGAGCAGUGUCCAAUGCGGAGCCCCAGCUGGUGCUCAUAUCAGAGCAGCCACAGAACAAAUCCGGCCUCCUGUCCCCUCCGUAUCAGGACAGCUACCACCAUUCCUUGCAGAGACACCGCUCCUCGGACGCCUCGCCAAAAAGGCCCAGCACUGCCUCAGGAAUGCGAAGCCCCAGGCCUUACCGCACGGAAUCCAGGUACAUCGAGAAAACCUCCCCGACGGGGGAGACCAUCCUCACGGUAACGCCCGCCGCCGCCAUCCUGAGGGCCGAGGCGGAGAAGAUCCGUCAGUACGGCGACCACCGCCACUCCUAUCCCGACGUUCAGAUCGAAGAGCUGGAAGGACCCGACGGCAUCAAGUCGCCAAUGCUGGAGUCUCUACCCCACUCCCGCUCCAGAGACUUGGCGUACUCCCAGCUGCCACCGCAGUACCACAACCUAAGCUACUCGUCCAGCCCCGAGUACUACUGCAAACCCUCGCACAGCAUUUGGGAGCGCUUCAAGCUGCACCGCAAACGGCACAAGGACGACGAGUACAUGGCGGCGGGCCACGCCCUCCGCAAGAAGGUGCAGUUUGCCAAAGAUGAGGACCUGCAUGAUAUUUUAGACUACUGGAAAGGUGUGUCGGCCCAGAAUAAAUCAUAACCUCCUUAGGUUCUUUUUAAACGUGGACCUCGCAGGUACGACACCAGGACCUCAUCAGACUAUCAAUGGAUUCUUCCACGCUCCAAAUCACACACGUUCUCUUUUGACUGAAGGGGUGGGGGGAAUAUUUCACAUCAGUCAUAUUAUGUAAAGAAUCUACUCCAGAGAACACAUACUGCUAAUUAUUAAAAAUAAUUAUAUAUAUAUAUAUAUAUAUAUGUUACAAUGGGUUGUAGGUUUUUGGGUACCGCAUGGCCAAGUCCUGUGAAAGUGGAUUUGCUGUUGUGUAAUAUGAAAAGUACUCUAUGAAACUAUGUUUACUGAAAGCUCAAUUUUUUUUUCUUCUCGACUCUUUUUAAUAUUAAAAAAAAUAAAUAAAAUAAAACCCUUGAAUAUGAUUAGUUUAUC
Messenger RNA from Nerophis ophidion (straightnose pipefish), 3327 nucleotides. RefSeq names its product extracellular leucine-rich repeat and fibronectin type III domain containing 1a (gene elfn1a). NCBI's taxonomy places the organism in Eukaryota, Metazoa, Chordata, Actinopteri, Syngnathiformes, Syngnathidae. Gene Ontology annotation, cellular component: plasma membrane. The record is from RefSeq and is a predicted model, not a curated record. Gene Ontology annotation, molecular function: protein binding. The transcript has 3 exons. The coding region runs from base 541 to 2919 and encodes 792 amino acids.